CUUGGUCUAAACGGAAGUAGGUACGUGGCUGCUUCAGCUGACAGUCUACAUGAUGGCGACAGAGGUUCAGAGCGGCGACCUCGACAGUGCUACUUCCAGCCGGCUCGAAGUUUCCAUCGAUGGCCUCACCCUCACUCCGGACCCGGAGGGCGAGCAGAGCCAGGCCGAAGAACCGGAGUCCAUACCUACGGAGCCCAGCAGAGAUAAGCCGGGCGGCGCUGGAGGCGAAGAUGGAGAGACUGCCAAAUCUGUGAUAGAGAGGAAAUGGGGCUUUCCUCUGCUGGAGCUGUACGGAAUGGCCCUUAAAUUUUUUAAAGAUAAAGAUGGAAAGGCCUUCCACCCGACCUAUGAGGAGAAGCUUCGACUGGUGGCUCUGCACAAACAGGUGUUGCUCGGCCCUUACAAUCCUGAUGCUUCACCGGAGGUCGGCUUCUUUGAUGUCCUGGGCAACGACCGCAGGAAAGAGUGGGCCUCACUGGGUAACAUGGAGAAGGACGAGGCCAUGGUGGAGUUUGUCAAGCUACUUAACAAAUGCUGUAACCUCUUUGCUCCAUACGUCACCUCACACAAGAUUGAAAGGGAGGAGCAGGAGAGGAAAAGGAGAGAAGAGGAAGAGCGUCUGAGGCAGGAAGAGGAGGAAAGGGAGCGACAGAGGCAGGAGGACGAGAGGCGAAGGCUUGAGGAGGAGGAAAGGCUUAGAAGAGAAGAAGAGGAAAGGAGACAAGCAGAGGAGGAGAGGCUACGGAUUGAGCAACAGAAGCAACAGAUAAUGGCAGCAUUAAAUGCCCAGACGGCGGUGCAGUUCCAACAGUAUGCUGCUCAGCAAUACCCCAACAACCCCGAGCAGCAGAUGAGCCUCAUCCGUCAGCUCCAGGAGCAGCACUAUCAGCAGUACAUGCAGCAGCUCUACCAGGUCCAGCUGGCUCAGCAACAGGCGGCCUUACAGAAGCAGCAGCAGGCUGAUUCAGCAGUACAUGGCGCCCUAGAAUCUAGCAGCUUCAACACAGGUGAAACCAUCCCCGCCUCCUCAGCAGGACCAUUGUGUGCUGCUUCACCACAGACUGGGGAAGAAGCUCCAACAGUCAACGGAGGCCAGUCAGACUCUUACUCGGAGAGCAUGGAACGGGAGCCGGAGCCUGAGCCGGCAGAAGAGGUUUCAGAGAAUGGGCCUUUAUUAGCAGAAUCCCCACCAGUCAUAGCUGCGCCUUCCAUGUGGACACGGCCACAGAUCAAGGACUUCAAGGAGAAAAUCCGUCAGGACGCAGACAGCGUGAUCACGGUGGGGCGUGGCGAGGUGGUGACAGUGCGUGUUCCCACUCACGAAGAGGGCUCCUACCUGUUCUGGGAGUUUGCUACAGACUAUUACGACAUCGGCUUUGGGGUCUUCUUUGAGUGGACGGACACAGCCUCUGCUUCAGUCAGCGUUCACGUGUCCGAGUCCAGUGACGAGGAUGAAGACGAUGAAGCCUUUAGAGAGACUGCAGGUGAUCCUCCCAAUGAGGAGGAGAAGGCCAAGAAGGAGGCAGGGAAGCCUCAGGUGGAUGAGAUUGUGCCGGUUUACCGGAGGGACUGUCACGAGGAGGUGUACGCCGGCAGCCACCAGUACCCAGGGCGCGGAGUCUACCUGCUCAAGUUUGACAACUCCUAUUCACUCUGGCGCUCCAAGAGUGUUUACUACAGAGUCUACUACACCAGAUAAGCCUGAAUACAGACACAAGGGGAGCCAAGGAGUGUGUGUGUGCGUGUGUUCGUAUAUGUGUGUGUGUGUGUGUUUUUUUUGUUUUUUUUUUUCUUUUGUUUGUUUGUUUUUUUUGGGGGGGGGUUGUGUGAGGGCAGCCUGUAUUUGUGUGUGUGUGUGUGUGCGCGCGCAUGUGUGAAGGAGGAAACUCUACCAGAUUUAUUCUGGAUUAAACCACCAGAGGGAGACAAAGACACAUCUGGAGUCCUAGUCUGGAGGCUGGACUAAUAUGUAUUUACUGUGUGUGUACGCGUGACCCAAGAUGCACCCAUGCUAGAUCCCGUUAUCAAGCCCUUGGAAGAGGAGUGUGUGUAUACCUGUUGUAUAUUCACCACCUGUCCUUGCUGCACUCACACACCAAGCUGUAGGACUUUGCUUUCAUGUUAUGUUUUACCAAUUUUCCUCUCCCGGGGCUCCGCUUCUGUCACCACCCCGGCCCAGCACUGUCCGACGCGGUGGCCCUGUGGCUGCUUGUGGCCCAAGUGACGCUAUCAUAACCAAGAGCGGAAACUCGGCGACUCCCCCACGAGAAGACAAUGUUUGAAAUCCAUUUAUUAUUGCAGAUGUACUUCAUAACACUAUGCCUUUUACUCAGAGAUCUUCAGGUCUUUGCCAAGUCAUAUUCCUUCAUUUAAAAGCACCCCUUGUACUCAACCCUGCUCAUCCUUUUUGUUGUCACUGUGAUCUGAUACCCUCUUUCCAAGCCAUCGUACCUAUAUGAAGAUCUGAGAGGAUUGUGAAGUGGAACGAGUGGUCUUUUUCAGCUUCUUCUCCCAAAAUCUGUUUUUCAUCCAGUACAGCAAAGAGUAUGUUUCUUUUAAAAUUUUCAUCAUUUAUGAAGGAUGGGCAAGAAGUCAUUCACUAACAUGGGUGUUAAGGGAAGGUGUAACAUGGUCACGUGGCUGCAGAAGUGUCGCAGGAUAAGAAGUAUACAACUCAAAUUAGUGUAGGAAUAAUUUCCUCUCACAGAUGUUUUUUUUUUUUUUUUUUUUUUUUUCUCAGUUUGAGUCACAAAGUUGCUUGUUGACAGUUCCUGUCUGUAUACGUCACUCAGCACUUGUUAACUGAAGAAUCACCAAAAAAAAAAAAUUGUGUUAGCAGGGAGGUUAUCAUUCCUGUUUUCCUCUUCAGAGCUCUGACACAAGUGAUAAUUCAAAAAAAGAUAUAUAUAUUAAAAAAAAAAAAAAAAA
Messenger RNA from Archocentrus centrarchus (flier cichlid), 2928 nucleotides. It is a transcript of the gene acbd3, whose product is annotated as acyl-Coenzyme A binding domain containing 3. Gene Ontology annotation, molecular function: fatty-acyl-CoA binding. The coding region runs from base 50 to 1699 and encodes 549 amino acids. Gene Ontology annotation, cellular component: Golgi membrane. NCBI's taxonomy places the organism in Eukaryota, Metazoa, Chordata, Actinopteri, Cichliformes, Cichlidae. The transcript has 9 exons. The record is from RefSeq and is a predicted model, not a curated record.